GCAGUACUGCGCCUUUAAGCAUCUGAACGGCCGCAAACUUCACUAGUCGAAGAAGAAGAGGAGGCAGCAGGAGUUGGUGAUGGCGGUCGAUUUGACUCCUCGAUUCAGACGCUUGAACAGCCAAACGCGAAGUUUUCGUGAAAAUGUGCAGCCUGGAUACUCAGGGCCCUUUGGUGCCACCCACCUGUGGCAGAACAUCAUAAAGGCCCUGCAAACACAGGUGGAAGUGCGUCGUCGUCGUCGGCACCUCCGCAUUCAUGCCGAGUGUUUCACAGGCUCAGAUGCUGUGGACGCUGUCCUCAGUUAUUUGAUGCAGAAUGUGGUGUUUUGCGCCAGUGAGGUGUCCCGUCUCAAAGCAGCACGGCUCUGCCAGGCACUGAUGGAGGCCAAGGUGUUUGAGCCAGUGGGUACAAAGCUUUUUCGCCGAGAUAAGGAAAUGACCUUUGAGGAUAGUAGUUGCAGCCUCUACCGAUUCCUGGACUGUAAAGCCUUUCCUGGCUCUGUCAAGAAGGACCAUGGCAGUGACACAGAAAACAUGGCACCAGAGGAGCUGGAGAAAAAGAGGAAGAAGGGCUCCAGGCUGAAUGAGAUGAGGACUAUCUCGAAUCCCCUUGCCGUAGGGCCGUCAGACAGGAGGGUUGAGAGGGUGCUGAGAUACAUCAACCUGCGACCCUCCCUGUUCCCACCUCUUGCCACAACCCCCUCCUCCACCUUUUUCUCCAGGACAGUGGUGGAUGAUGUGUGGAAGCAGCAGACGCUGCUGCAGCUGCUGCAGAUAGUGGAGCUGCCCAUGCUGGACUGCAUCCUGACUUCUCCUGCCAAGGUGCAGCCCCAGUCUUGCAGUGCUCCUCUGGCCAGCCACCAGCAGGACUUGGUUAUCUCCAACACCUGCCUGGAGAGAGAGCUGCCUCACACCCUCAACCUCCCCCAGCUGGAUGUGUGGCUGUCAGCAGCAGCAGACUGCCUGGAGCUCUUUCCUGAUCAGCUGAUUGUGGUGGCAGGCGAGCAGCUCCGCCAGCAGGGCGAUGAUGCUUCCUCAGAGGACAGCCAGGCUGAAGGGUUGGCCUGCCAGAAAAGGCUGCUCUUUGACACCAUGGCCAAAUACUACAACGGACAGGAGAAAUCACCACUGCUAUCUGGACGCUACCUGGAUGUACAUGUUGCAAUUCUGGAUUUGCUGGAUGGAGGGAAGGUGGAGGAGGCGAUCAGGGCGUCUCAGCUGUGUUUGCGACUGCUGGAGGCAAGUGUGAGAGAUGAGAUCCGAAGACUCCUGGCCUUCAUGGCCACAGCUGCUCACCUAGAUGCCAUCCGUCUGCACAAACAGAUUGAUAACAGGGUUUUGGUCAGCCGGACCUUUCAGAAGACCAUAGUUCAGAAUCAUGAGCUGACACGAGCCCAGUGCGAGACUCUAGUGCUGUUUCUCAUGGACAACCACACGCAGCUCUUCAAGACUCCUGAAUCUUUGACUGAAGCUGUGAGGAGAGCGCUGAGAACUAUGCAACAGGGCAAAGACCCUGACUCCAUUUCCACGUUCACCUUCUGCCAGCAGGUGACGCCACAGCAGUACGAGGACCAGCGUGAGGCGGCCACCCUGGAGAGCCUCAAGCAGCUUCUCCACAACAUCUCCCUCAAUGACAGCAUGCCUGUCAAGGAGAGGAGGAGGCUGGUGAAGGAGUUUGAGAAGCAUCACCCUGUUGUCUUCCUCCAGCACUUCUCCAGCACCUUCUGAAAGAGCACACGACCAAAUGAUACGGGUAUGACUUCCUGCCAGGAAAUAGGUGAUGAUUAGUAAUUAGUGUUCAGGGCUUGUAUUCACAAAGUUGGUGGGAAUGCGUUUACAAUGUCCAAUGAUAAUGAGUUUGACACCUCGUGGUUCUCAUCAGGGAUCUUGAGGUCCGUACAGUCCCAGGUACUUUAAGACUGGAAUGCAGGCUCACAUUUUGGGUUUGUCCUCAGAUUCUAAAAUAACCUCUAGACCUCUGAUCACAUCUGUAGAGACGACCAUCACUGUAGAUUUCACUGUGGAAAAUAUAAGUACUUCUGCUCCACUAUUACCCACAUGGCAUUAGCCUCUCCAAAUCCAUUUAGUUGAGUUUUAAUCUGAUGAUUUGUGGUUGAGUCACAGGGGAAAAAUUUGUUUUCCAACAGCACUGGAUGUGUUCUGAUGUUUGUUUUGUAAUAUGGUUUAAUGGAUGAGCACGAUAAUUUGCUGAUACAUUUAGGCUGGAAGGAUUGAGCACUAGAUUUUUGCUGUUUCUUUGGGCACUGUCUUUAUAAUUUUUGACUGUUUUUUUUUUUUUUUUUUUUUUUUUUAAAUAAUGUUUUACAUUUACAACCCAUGAAGUAUAUGCUCACCUGGUGUAGGUUCUUAACUGAUGUCUGUCUGUGUGUUUGGCUGUUCAAACUCAGCUGCUGGUGGUAAAAGUUUGCUGUUCAGUAAGGGCAACAUUUCUGAUGUUUUGACAGAUGGAUGUUUUACAGAUGAGAGAAUUGUGUUUUAAAGGAGCCACUUGUCUUUGUGUGCUAGGCUGUUCUGAGAUUAACAUAAAACAAUAGAAUGAAAAUUUUAAAACAAGUAUUAAUGAAAUAAAUUAGUGUUUAUCAUCCAUUUAUCUAGCUGCUUUGUGGCAGAAACUCACAGCUUGCACACUAAUUGACAUAUUGCUAACGUGUAGAAACUUGAUAUGGGUGAAUUUAACAUGCUAUCCUUGAGUCAUUUAGCUUGGCUUGAUUAGGGGGGCAUACGAAUUUCAGAAAGCAAUAAUAUUUCUACAUAUCAAAUGAACAACACUAAUAUAGCAGCCAUUGUAUGUUGGCAAUGGCUGGUAAUGGCAAAUGUAGCACUACUGUAGUUGAAUGUGAUUGUGUACCUAAUUUAUUCUAUUAGAAAUGGAAUAAGAAACAUUCUCUGUAAAGAUUUUACAGUUAAAAGGUACAAUAAUAUUUAAGGCUAACCAUAACUGAGCUGGAAUAAUUUUUUAUAUACUGUACUUUUUUUUUUUUUUUUUUUAGGGAUUUUUAAAUCUUUAUAGUUCCACUAACUUUGUGAAAUGUCUUUUAUUUUAACUUUGCCUCACUGAUGGCAUUACCUCUAUUGGGCAUUGGACUUGAAAAUGAUGGAAAAGGGCAGAUUAAAAGUUUGUAUAUCCUCAACAACAUUUAGGCAUCAUGUUAAAUUUUGGUGAAGCAGGAUGGCUACCAGUGGACUUUCUUUUUUCAUUUUUGACUAAUCAAGGAAGCCGUGUUCAUAUAAAAUGUCAUUUGAAACAUUGAACCCCCACCCCGAAACACCCUCCCCCUCUUAAAAUACAUGUUAUAUUAGAAUGCACUUUAUCAUGCUGAAACAUGCCUUGUGUUGGUGAAAUUAAUGAUCUAUUAAAACUUUGUGAUGUUCU
This is a messenger RNA of Myripristis murdjan (pinecone soldierfish), 3395 nucleotides long. It is a transcript of the gene depdc4, whose product is annotated as DEP domain containing 4. The transcript has 9 exons. Lineage: Eukaryota; Metazoa; Chordata; Actinopteri; Holocentriformes; Holocentridae. Bases 80 to 1729 code for a protein of 549 amino acids. Gene Ontology annotation, biological process: intracellular signal transduction. The record is from RefSeq and is a predicted model, not a curated record.